Messenger RNA from Ostertagia ostertagi, 630 nucleotides. Lineage: Eukaryota; Metazoa; Nematoda; Chromadorea; Rhabditida; Trichostrongylidae. The record is from the annotation of a GenBank genome assembly.
AUGGAAGCCCAAACAGCUAAAGACAGAGAUGCUCUUACAUUCGAGAUGCAAAUGCGCGAAAAGCUCGCUUACCUUGAGCAGCUCAUUACGGAAUCGAAAGACUCCGUAAUGAACGCAUUAGAGAGCGACAGUAUGUGCCCGAACCACAGCCAUCCACAAUGUCAGAGAAGCGGCGACGAGGAAAUCCAAGUGGUUCACCAAGAAAAUGAUAUUAUCGAGGGUAAUGCAAAUUUCAUGGAAGGAAUCAAUGAGCCCGAUGAAGCGGAAGAGAUCGAAGCGGAUGACGAAGAAAACGCGGAUGAAGAAUUCGCCGAAGCCGCUGCUGAGGAGCCCGACGAAGAAGACGUCGAAGCGAAUGAAGAAGAGAUUGCUGAAGAAGAGAUUGGCGAAGCAGAUGUUGAACAGCCCGAGGAGGAGGAAAAUGUCGAGCCGGAAAACGUCGAGGACGACGAAGACAUAUUCAUGAGGGACAAUGAUCAAGAAGAUGCUCCUGGUGACCCUCCCGAGGGCGAUCACGAUGGGCAAAUGGUAGAAAGACUUGAGCAGCAGUUUAGAAACGCCCAGCAAGCGCUACGUAACUUUGAAGAAAUUGUGCACCAGUUAGAUAACGAGUACAUUUGCCCUCCUAGG